Molecule: messenger RNA, 4816 nt
Organism: Poecilia reticulata (guppy)
Lineage: Eukaryota; Metazoa; Chordata; Actinopteri; Cyprinodontiformes; Poeciliidae
Gene: esrp1
Product: epithelial splicing regulatory protein 1
Molecular function (GO): RNA binding
Source: RefSeq, a predicted model, not a curated record
CAUUACUCCGCGAUGGUGACUGCGGCAGGUUCUUGGAGGGAUCAAACUUUCUGGAUUUACCAAGCUCACCUUUGCGCUCAGGUGUCAAAGUAAAAGUCGUUCCUAUUCCUCUUUCGCGUUUCAGCCUCAUCUCACCCUCCGUGCUGUCCUUCGGUUCAGUGUAGUAUUACCUUAGGUUUUUAUUUUAGGGUCGUGUUCGUUCAGAUGACGGCGCAGGUAGACUACCUGGUGGUGGUUUUCACCGCCACAUCUGGAGCGAGCGGAGAGCUGCUGGGUUCUGACGAGAAGGACCUGGUCCAGUUGGUCUGGCAGCUGGUCAAUGUGAACACCAAAACGUUGGGCAGGGUGAAUGAGAUCCUCAUUAGGCCUGACCUCUCAGACUCCACAGAGGAAAAAUCAGACGAAGAUGUGGUGGUUGAGUGUAAGGAGGAGGAUGAGUCUUCCUCCGGAGCAGACUGCAUGUACACUGCAACAAGCCUUGACAGUGGUUUAAAUAUGUUCAAUCUGCAGCUGACAAACGAGGUGAACAGUGCGGGCGCGGGCACGUCGUUGUGUUUGUGUACAGACGGGCAGCUCCACAUCCGUCAAGUGAUUCACCCAGAAGCCGCCAGCAAGAACAUCCCGGUCCCAGACUGUUUCUUCUCUUUCUUUGACCUGCGGAAAGAGUUCAAGAACCACUCCGCCACCUCUGACCUCAAGGCUUUGAACGCACACGUCAUGGCUGAGUCUCUUAGCCUACCUGUUGAUGUGUCCUCCAUGUGGGAUCCCUCGGCCAAUCAGGAUCCUCUGCCUGUUCUCCCUGCAGAAGUAGCCGUGCAGCAGGUCCGGCUUAUGACCAGCAUUGUCCUCUCUCUGCUCUCUGAGCCAUACUGUCACAGUUUUUCCAACCCUGAGAGAAUAAAUGAGAGAUUUGAAAGUGGCACUUGCAGUAAGAUGGAGAAAGUGUGCGACAACACAGUGAUCAGAGCCAGAGGGUUGCCAUGGCAGUCUUCUGACCAGGACAUCGCUCGGUUCUUUAAAGGCCUCAACAUUGCCAAAGGGGGGGCCGCUCUGUGUCUCAACGCUCAGGGGAGGAGGAAUGGAGAAGCACUUGUUCGUUUUGUCAGUGAAGAGCACAGAGACUUGGCCUUGCAGAGGCACAAGCACCACAUGGGCAACAGAUACAUUGAGGUUUACAAGGCAACGGGAGAAGACUUCCUGAAGAUAGCAGGAGGCACCUCAAACGAGGUGGCAAUGUUCCUGUCCCGUGAGGACCAGAUCAUAGUGAGGAUGCGAGGGCUCCCCUUCAACGCCACGCACGACGACGUCCUCAGAUUUUUCUCACCAGAGGACGGCUCUAAAGAGACGUGUCCCAUCAGCGGCGGGAAGGACGGCAUCCUCUUCGUCCGCUACCCGGACGGACGGCCGACGGGAGACGCUUUCGUGUUAUUUGCCUGCGAGGAGCACGCUCAGUGCGCUCUGAGGAAACACAAGGAGCUCCUAGGGAAGAGAUACAUCGAGCUGUUCAAAAGCACGGCAGCGGAGGUGCAGCAGGUGUUGAACCGGUACUCCUCCGCCCCGCUGAUCCCCGUUGCCCCUGCCCCCCUGGUGUCAGUGCUGCCCGCGGUUUCUCUCCUGCCUCCUCCUGGCGGUGUGAGGGACUGCCUGAGGCUGAGGGGACUACCGUACACGGCGAGCAUCGAGGAUAUCCUCACCUUCCUGGGCGAGUUUACGCAAGAUGUCAGACAACAUGGUGUGCACAUGGUGCUCAACCAGCAGGGCCGUCCGUCGGGUGACUGCUUCAUCCAGAUGACUUCAGCAGAGCGGGCGCUGCAGGCCUCGCAACGACUCCACAAACACGUGAUGUCCAGCCAGCGUGGGGCGAACAGCCGCUACGUGGAAGUGUUUCCCUGCAGCACUGACGAGAUGGGCCUGGUGCUGAUGGGAGGCUCACUCUCACACACGCACACGCACACACACAACCGGAGCAGGAGUGGGACAGGGCUCAGCCCGCCGCCAUGUAAGUCCAGACGUUUAUCUCCUCCAUCGUACGCUUUCACUCCAGUUCAACAAAUCCUCCCCACGGACGCUGCUGCUGCAGCUGCAGCCGCUGCUGCCCUUUACCCUCCCAUGGGGCAGAUGUUGCUGGCUCCUCGCCCCCUGCAUCCCGGACAUCCUUAUUACCCCGCAUCAGCUCAGCUGUACAUGAACUACAGUGCUUACUACCCCAGUCCUCCUGGCUCGCCUACAACUCUGGGUUACUUCCCGGCCCAUUCCUCCAUGUCUUCCCCCGGAGGGUUGGUGCGGAUGCCUGGCCUGCCCUACAAUGGCAGCGGCGUUAAAGACCUCAUCAACGCUAUGCAAGGAUAUCAGUAUGCUCCAGAGGAUGCUCUCAUCCACGCUCACGGGGCCGUGCACGCUCACGACCCGGCUAGGACGUUGCUUACGCAGCCCAAAGAAUGGGGUCCUGUGGAGUCUGUUUCUCUGCUGAACAGCAGCCUCAUGGGUCAGACCGGCGCAGGAGAAACUCCUCUUAUGUCCCUUCCUCUCAUCACAAAACCCGGGGGCCACCAGUACCUGGAUCUGACCCUGCUGUAGCGUCGCACAAAAACAAAGUCAUGUGUAUGAGACAAUGACUUGUUAGUUUGUGUUUUUUGUUAAAUUGUCUUUUAGAAAUCUUAUUUAUAUUAUUAGGUUAAAAAAUUAAUGUAUUUUAUACCAAAUUUACUGCAGCCUUAGCCAAAAAUAGCAUUUUUUUAUAUAUAUAUUGCACAUUAUCUGUAUGUUUAAAAGCUUUAUAGAGAUUUUUUUAAACCUGUUAAGUUACUGUAAUCAUUUUACUUGCCAGCCAAACUAGAGGAGUAAUCUAGUAGCAACUGAGCUCAAUCUUUUCUCCAAGCUUUUCUGUGAAGAGUGAAAGUGGCUGUGUGAAAGAGAUGUGAAUGUGAACAUUAUGCAUGAAUAUUGUGUUUAUAUGCAUAUGGAGACAAGUAUGCAGUGAUUGUAUUGGAAGCCGUAGUGCAUGAAGAAGUACUGUAGUAAAACUUAAGAUGUUUACAUAACGCUAAAUACCAAUGCACUGCUAACAGAGAAAUAAAGAUGCAGUAUCUUCUGACGGAAAACGUUUGCUAAGGGUGGUUCAGAUCCACUAAACAACCAAAGCGGCAGAUUAACGGUGGGAUUUUCAGAUUCAGAAAACGAUUGAAGUGAAGCUUGCAAAACAAAAUCAAACAAACCUGGACGGCUCUCUGGUUGCAGCAUCAAGGAAACCUGCGAGUUUAAAUGCGAGACAUGCAAAUACAGAUCCAUCUCAAUAAAUAUGAAUAUUAUUUAAAAGGUCAUUUUUAUCAGAAGUUUGGUUCAAAACUUAUACAUCAUAUGGAUUCACUGUAAACGGUAACAUUUUUAAGUGUUUAAAGCCAAUGAAAACACAAAAUGCUUUUACAAAAAGUACAGAAAUAUUUUUAUGUCCUGCAGUUGAUAGUUUUCCAUCAGUAGCUGAGAGCCUCCACAAAGCGGAUUAGCCACAAACGAUCACUGCCAAACAAGAAGUCUUGUAUCAAGGCUUCUUGAAUUAAAGUUAAGUGGAAGAAAAAAGUGUGGUAAAAAAGGGAUACACAGCCAACAGAGCCAAUUUUCCCUCUUUGAAAAUUAUGAAGAAAAAUGAAUUAGAGAUUUUGGUGGGAUUCACAAUUCAUGGGCGAAACGCAGAAACAUGCAGGAUGUGGACUGGACGACAGCUGCCACAUUCAUUGUGUUUAGCCUGACUUGUCAGAAACAUGUUACCUGGGAGGAAGAGAAAGGAGCAAGUCAUUUUCCUCAAAUGAAAGGUAAAGAAGCUGAUUGCUCAGACUGCUGCAUCAUUCAAAAUGAAGGAAAACUUAGUGGAGGGAAAUACUGAGCUGGACAAGCAAGCAGAGUGACAUUUCUCUAUUUAAAACUUUAUUUUUGGUCUAAAUUUUGGGUUCUCAUUAAGCCAUUGUCAAACUGAUAAGAAAAAGACAUGAAAUAUGAGUUUCACCGUUUGACUGAAGUCCCUGAAUUUAAUUUCCAUUGGUGUUUUGUUUUAUUGAGAUGCACCUGUAUUGUUCUUACUCACUUCAGAGUUCAAUCUUCUGGACAACACAUCCUAUAUCCUGUUUCUGACAUCACUGUGGUUCAUUUUGUUUCAUGGACAUCCGAACCUUUAAUUUAUGCAGAAAUAAUUCUGUCUUGUGAAAACUCAAACACCAGUGUCUUUAUUAAAUCUGCCAUAGUUUUACCCACAACACAUCCCCCCUGUUAGGGAUCUGGACCAACAACAUUGUGAGUGUAUCUGACUCCAGCAUCAGACUCACAGAAAUGUGAUGUCUCUCGUCCUUUUCACUGUUUCUAUUUUUGUAGGUUAAUGCCAAACGCUGCUUUAGCCUCUUGGUUUCUGCUCCUUCAACAUUUGAUUCUGAGCGCUUUUACCCCAAAGUUUGCUUUCCUCCAGAUUAACUGACUCAAAUUAAUGAAUCUCAGGAGUUCAAUGAGGUCCCUGUUCGAUUUCAUUACCUCUUGUUCUUAUGAUCCAACGUGUCUUGUCUUCUCUUCGCCAUCUGCAGUGACGCUGUAGAAUAUGAUUGAACAAAACCUGUUCCCCGUUCUCUCUUUAAAUCAUUUGUAUACUUUUUAGAAACAUUGCUGACCGAAGGACAUGUUUGACAUGUGUCUUAUAAGUUUUGUCAUGUGUGCCAUGCAGAGUUAAUGUUUAGAAUCAAUAUUUUCUGUAUACAAUGUGUGCAAAAGCAGGAAGUCCUGCUGCAGACAUGCUGAAAAAAAAAAAACUAAACAAUAAACAUAAUGUUGUGAAUUU